AUGAAAUUGCUCACCUGCUAUACGGUGGCCGCUGCCCUGCCCCUGGCAGAGGCUUCUGCGGCCACAUACUUUUUUACUUUCGGUGAUUCGUACACUCAAACCGGGUUCAAUGUCAACGGCCAGCAACCGUCUACCUCAAAUCCCAUGGGGAACCCCGAACUGGGAAAGGAUACAACUACUGGUGGAAUCAAUUGGCCGGGAUAUCUCACGACAGUGGACAAUGAAUCCCUGGUACUCAACUACAACUUCGCGGUUGGCGGUGCAACCACCGACAACGAGAUCGUCCUGAGCAAUGGCCCUGUAAAAGACCUAGUGGGACAGGUCGACGAUUUCCACUCCGCUUAUGGCGACAAGCCGUCAUCCACCCCGUGGUCUUCCGACAACGCCGUCUUUGGGAUCUGGAUGGGCAUCAAUGAUAUUGGCAGGUCUUUAUACUUUGAUCGCAACGCCAGCGCCAGUCAAGUCAUCCCCGCCUUGACAAAGCAGUAUGAAUCGCUCGUAGAAGAGCUCUACUCAGACGGCGGGCGCAAGUUCCUGUUCCUCAAUAUCCCAGCUACCAGUCGAUCCCCAGAAACGAUGUCAAGGGGCCCCGAGAUGGUCAAGAAGACCGCGGCGUGGAUCAAGGCCUAUAAUACUGCACUGGGGUUGAUGGUCCGAAGACUUGAAUCGGAGUACGAGGACAUCGAAAUUGUUCUCUAUGACUCAUGGUCCUUCAUGAACUCGAUCCUCGAUGAACCCGAGAAACACGGCUUCUUAAAUGAGAUCUGCGAAGCCGAAAAUGGCGAGUCUUGUGUCUGGUGGAACCAAUUUCAUCCAGGCUGGAAAUAUCAUAAGCUGCAGGCGGCUGAUAUGAAGGGUUUUCUGGAGGAUUUUGGUGGGUGGUAG
This is a messenger RNA of Penicillium alfredii, 885 nucleotides long. RefSeq names its product SGNH/GDSL hydrolase family protein. The record is from RefSeq and is a predicted model, not a curated record. The transcript has 5 exons. The coding region runs from base 1 to 885 and encodes 294 amino acids. Lineage: Eukaryota; Fungi; Ascomycota; Eurotiomycetes; Eurotiales; Aspergillaceae. Gene Ontology annotation, molecular function: hydrolase activity, acting on ester bonds.